Molecule: messenger RNA, 6124 nt
Organism: Acanthochromis polyacanthus (spiny chromis)
Lineage: Eukaryota; Metazoa; Chordata; Actinopteri; Pomacentridae
Product: NACHT, LRR and PYD domains-containing protein 3-like
Exons: 9
Coding region: 90-3197 (1035 amino acids)
Molecular function (GO): protein binding
Source: RefSeq, a predicted model, not a curated record
CAGGUCCUGCUGCAGAGGGAGUGGAGCAGCAGAACUCAGAGGUUCCCAGAGCUCAGUCUGUCCAGCAGCAUCACCUGGACUCCAUAUUCAUGUUGCUGGAGGACAACAUGGUGACUUUUGUGAAGAAGGAGCUGAAGAAGAUACAGAAGCUUGUGAGUCCAGAUUACCCAGAAUGCUCAGAGAGUCAGAGGGAGGAUGAGGAGGAGUUGGAGGGUGAUAAUGAAGAGCAGAGGAGCAGCAGAGAGAUGUUUGAGCAGAUCACAGUGUUGUUCCUGAGAAGGAUGAAGCAUGAGAAGCUGGCUGACUGUCUGCAGAGCAAACUUGCUGCUGGAGUUUGUGGACGUGAACUUAAACGUGGUCUGAAGGAGAAGUUCCAGAGAGUGUUUGAGGGCAUCGCUAAAGCAGGACAGCCGACCCUCCUGAAUGAGAUCUACACAGAGCUGUACAUCACAGAGGGAGGGACUGCAGAGGUCAAUGAUGAACAUGAGGUCAGACAGAUUGAAGCAGCAUCCAGGAAAGCAGACAGAGCAGAAACAAUCAUUAGAGCAGAAGACAUCUUUAAAGGCUCACCUGGAAGAGAUGGACCAAUCAGAACAGUGAUGAUAAAGGGAGUGGCUGGCAUCGGGAAAACAGUGUUAACACAGAAGUUGACUCUGGACUGGGCUGAAGACAAAAGCAACCAGGACAUCCACUUCAUGUUUCCAUUGACUUUCAGAGAGCUGAAUGUGCUGAAAGAGAGAAAAUUCAGCUUGAUGGAACUUGUUCAUCACUUCUUCAGUGAAACCAAAGCAGCAGGAAUGUGCAGCUUUGAAGACUUCAAGGUUGUGUUGAUCUUUGACGGUCUGGAUGAGUGUCGCCUUCCUCUGGACUUCCACCACAAUGAGGUCCUGACUGAUGUUAGAGAGUCCACCUCAGUGGAUGUGCUGCUGACAAACCUGAUCAGGGGGAAUCUGCUUCCCUCUGCUCACCUCUGGAUAACCACACGACCUGCAGCAGCCAAUCAGAUCCCUCCUGACUGUGUGGACAUGGUGACGGAGGUCAGAGGGUUCACGGACCCACAGAAGGAGGAGUACUUCAGGAAGAGAUCCAGAGAUGAGGAGCAGGCCAGCAGCAUCAUCUCCCACAUGAAGAAGUCACGAAGCCUCCACAUCAUGUGCCACAUCCCAGUGUUCUGCUGGAUCACUGCUACAGUUCUGGAGGACCUGCUGAGAAGCAGAGAGGGAGGAGAUCUGCCCAGAACCCUGACUGAGAUGUUCAUCCACCACCUGGUGGUUCAGGCCAAAGUCAAGAAGGUCAAAUAUGAUGGAGGAGCUGAGACAGAUCCACACUGGAGUCCAGACAGCAAGAGAAUGAUUGAGUCUCUGGGAAAACUGGCUUUUAAUCAGCUGCAGAGAGGAAACCUGAUCUUCUAUGAGUCUGACCUGACGGAGUGUGGCAUCGAUCUAGAAGCAGCGUCAGUGUACUCAGGAGUGUUCACACAGAUCUUUAAAGAGGAGAGAGGGCUGUACCAGGACAAGGUGUUCUGCUUCGUUCACUUGAGCGUUCAGGAGUUUCUGGCUGCUCUUCAUGUCCAUCAGACCUUCAUUGACUCUGGAAUCAACCUGCUGGAAAAACGACAAACAACCUCCAACAAACCUGAUCUGACAGUUUUCUACCAGAGAGCUGUGGACAAGGCCUUACAGAGUCCAAACGGACACCUGGACUUGUUCCUGCGCUUCCUCCUGGGUCUGUCAUUGCCGACCAAUCAGAAUCUCCUACGAGGCCUUCUGACACAGACAGGAAGUAGCUCACAGAUCAAUCAGAAAACAGCGGAGUACGUCAAGGAGAAGAUCAGUGGGGAUAUGUCUGCAGAGAGAUGCAUCAAUCUGUUCCACUGUCUGAAUGAACUGAAGGAUGUUUCUCUAGUGGAGGAGAUCCAACAGUCCCUGAGAUCAGGAUGUCUGUCCACAGAUGAACUGUCUCCUGCUCAGUGGUCAGCUCUGGGCUUCAUCUUACUGUCAUCAGAAGAACAUCUGGAUGUGUUUGACCUGAAGAAAUACUCUGCUUCUGAGGAGGCUCUUCUGAGGCUGCUGCCAGUGGUCAAAGCCUCCAAGAAAGUUGUACUGAGUGGCUGUAAUCUGUCAGAGAGAAGCUGUGGAGCUCUGUCCUCAGUCCUCAGCUCCCAGUCCUCCAGUGUGACAGAGCUGGACCUGAGUGAUAACAACCUGCAGGAUUCAGGAGUGGAGAGUCUUUCUGCUGGACUGGAGAGUCCACACUGUAAACUGGAAGUUCUCAGACUGAAUAACUGUAAUCUGUCAGAGAGAAGCUGUGGAGCUCUGUCCUCAGUCCUCAGCUCCCAGUCCUCCAGUCUGACAGAGCUGGACCUGACUAACAACAACCUGCAGGAUUCAGGAGUGGAGAGUCUUUCUGCUGGACUGGAGAGUCCACACUGUAAACUGGAAGCUCUCAGGCUGUCAGGCUGUCUGGUCACAGAGGAAGGCUGUGCUUCUCUGGCCUCAGCUCUGAGCUUGAAGACCUCAAAUCUGAGAGAGCUGGACCUGAGCUACAACCAUCCAGGAGACUCAGGAGAGAAGAUGCUGAGAGCUAAAGUGGAGGAUCCACACUGUAGACUGGAAACUCUCAGGGUGACGCCUGCUGGAGUCCGAUGGUUGACACCAGGUCUGAGGAAGUAUUCCUGUCAACUCACAGUUGACACAAACACAAUAAACAGAAAACUCAAACUGUCUGACAACAACAGGAAAGUGACAUAUGUGGAGGAGGAUCAGUCGUAUCCUGAUCAUCCAGACAGGUUUGACUGGUUUCCUCUGUUGCUGUGUGAAACUGGUCUGACUCGUCACUGUUACUGGGAGGUGGAGUGGAGAGGAGAUGUUCAUGUAUCAGUGAGUUACAGAGGAAUCACAAGGCAAGGAAACAGUGAUGACUGUGGGUUUGGAUGGAAUGAUCAGUCCUGGAGUCUGAUCUGCUCUGAUGAUGAUGGUUACUCUGUCAGACACAAUAACAGUCAAACAUCCAUCAGUUCCCCCUCAGACUCUCACAGAGUUUCAGUUUAUGUGGACGUUCCUGCUGGAACUCUGUCCUUCUACAGAGUCUCCUCUGACUCUCUGAUCCACCUCCACACCUUCAACACCACAUUCACUGAAACUCUCUAUCCUGGAUUUAGGGUCUAUGGGUUUGAUUCCUCAGUGUCUCUGUGCUGAGUUGAGUCUCCAGAGUCUCCUCCUGGUACAGAAACAGUGUUGAACAGAUAGUUGAGUCUCUCCGUGACUCUGUCCCUCACAAACAUGUUUUCACAUUCAUGGAUUAAAUGUGUUUCUUUGUCAAAUCCUUCUAAAUGAUUCCUUGUAAACUUGUUCCUCUUCAAAGAUGGAAGUUGUGAUUCUUCCAGGAGCCAAAUGUGGUGUUUGCGUCUUUUUCCAGUGAAAUGUUGAGAGUGAAAGUCAGGAUGUGGUGUUCCUCUGACGCUCACUUGAACUAAAAGCAUUUGAGCUGCACAAAGUGUGAAAUGAGAGAGGAAGCAGUGAAUCUCCAAACUGCUGACAGACUUUCACACAUUAUUGUCCAGUGAAAAUCAGCUUUUUGUGCAGCCACACUUGAUCCUGAUUUGAGUCUUUAAGUCCUGUUCUAGUGAUGAAAUGAGAACUAAAAAUCCUGACUCUGAGUUCUUCAUUACAAACACACAUUAUAUCAGCUGUUUAUUUUUCAUCUGCUUUAUUCUACUCAACAUUUAACAGGAUUAUAAAAAAUACAUUUAAAGUCUGUCAAGAAUCAUACAGGUAUGAGAUCCAUGAAUCAGCCAUAAGAAUGGGGCUCUGGCAGAGUGACAGCAAAAUAAGGGAACACAGUAUGAUAUUAUAACCUGUGAUUUAGAAUCAAAUAAUGCUAUAACCUGAUGAAUGUGUGUGAACUACCCAAAUGCCUGUUUUUUUUUAUCUUCUUUAAAUGUUGAAACAGUGUAAUCCUGGCUUAGUAGCAACUGAGUCACAGGAGAGUCUCAUUGCAAUAAAGAGGAUUGUUUGAUUGUGUUUUGAAGUGACCACAUGGGGGCAGCAUCUCACUGUGAGCAGUGAGGGCUUUGGUUACCAGAGGAGAUUAAUGUGGUUAAGGUUUUUAUUACUAUGAAAAUGGGAAUGCUUUGAAGGUUUUGAUCACUAUGAAAUGGAGAUGUUUACAGAAGAGUUUGAUCACCUGUGAAACCAAGAGAUUACUAACUUGGUGAUGGAGCAAGUAGUCUGGAACUAAGAUAAACUUGAAUUAAAUGCUCACAGUAAAGGUUCAUUAGCUCUGUAUAGAUUUUGGGGGAUUUCUUGUAAGUCUGUGUGCAUUGUGCAGAAAUGUACAGUGUGGGUGUUAGUGAGAGUUCGACGCUGACAUCAGCUUCUCCUGUUUCUCCACCGGAAGCCUGUGCUGGGCUGCAGAUGAACCAAAUACAUGAAUAGACCGGAUGAAAGGGCUAAACAGGUGGUUUUGGUUCAUCCGGACCACGCGGGGGCCAUGAAGUCGGUGGAUGGGGGAAGUGCACAAGUGAGGAGGGGGGAGGAUGUAUGCUGUCAUCGUGUAUGUCAAUUAAAGUGUGCUGUCAUCACGUAUGUAAAUUUAAUAUGAUGUCACCGUAUAUGCAAAUUCUGAAGAGAAGCAGUGAUGUUAUAAAAUGCUGGAAUAUAUUUGUUGGGAGUUGUUGUGGGGUAGUCACUUGAUGCAAACCAGACAACAGUUCUGAGCAUGAGGGAUUUUACCACAGAACUGUGGACGGGUGAUUCAACAUGAUCUGCAAAGAAUAUGUGUUCUACUGGGAUUAUGGACUGAAGGACUGCUCUUACUGCUGUUUGAGGAUUCUAAAAAUAACACUGACUGAAGGAACAUUACUGAACUCUAUCAUUUCCAAAGGAAUGACACCAGAGUGGACUAUAACAAAGUUUUUAUUGGUCCAACCAACAAAAAAGGACACAAGCAGAUCUAAAUCUGGACUGAACUCUCUCUGCUUCCCCCUGGAGGCUCCAAGGCUCGUCGUUCUUCAGGUGAUCAGCCGGAUGUGGCCACACCGUCUGCUCUCCCCCUCCAAAUUACAUAAUGUGGGUGAUUAUUACUCUUCUUCUAUGAAAGCAUAGUAGCAGUUAGGAAUCAUGACGAGCCACUGAAAUAUUAACUAACUAUUGAUUCAUUGUCUGAUGAUUUAAUGGCUAUUGCUAUUUCCCUGCUGAGAUAUAUUUUAAUAAAGCAUUGUCCUGCAAUUAAAAUCAACAGAUUGGAACUUCUAUUUAUCCCUAUCACAAUGGUUAGAUAUAUAUUUUUUCUUGGAGUGUAUAAAGUCAGGUUAAUGCGUACAUCACAACAGUAAAGGUUCUGUAAGGUUACCUAGUCAGUCCACAUUUAUUCUAUUCAACAUUCUAAAAGUUUUUACAGAAAGGUUUGUUCAUAUAUCAUUUACAAUCUGUUUUAUGACACUUUUUCCCCUAAAAACAGACUGAAAUGCACAAAAUGAGACAUAAAAUGAAACAGAAAAACCUUAAACAGAUGCAAAAUGUCCAAAAUGAUACAAAAAUGAUCUAAAUGAGACACAAAAUGUUCACAAUGGAACAAAACAACUUUAAAAGCACGAAAAAUGCCGAGUAAAAUCCUAAACACAAAAAGUGACCAAGGUUAGAGACAAAAUGAUGAAAAUGAGCCUCAAUGAGACACAAAAUGAGCAAAUUCAACAAAAACAGCCUUUAAGUCACCAAAAUGCAACAAAAAACAACAAAAAGAGAUGAAAAAUGACAACAUUUUAUCCACUAACAACCCUAAGGAUGCAAACUGAACAAAAUAAGGCACAAAAUGAGCAAAUGUUAGCUUGUCAGUGUUGUGAAAACUUCAGUCUAACAUGUCAGUGUGUAGUUUGAUAUCUGGAGCUGAGUUGCAGCUCGUUGUCUGGACUUCUGUCUUACCUGAAUGUUUCCUAUCUGGCUGAGGAGGCUUCAUUUUUCUGUCACAGUCUUUGCUCACAAUGUCUUCACAAGUUUCACACUUGAAAUCUUCACCACAACUCUCCAAUAUCUCCAAGCUUUGUGUGUUAAACUGACUUUCUCAAGUGUUUCCAUGUUUUUCUUCAGAAUAUGGAAUGUGGUAACAGUUGUUAGUUCUUCUCUCU